AUCAGUCGCAGUGAAAGCAAGUUAACAUCGAGACCAAGUGUACGCAGGAUGGUUCCUCAGUUAUCAACUGUGUUGUUCCACAUCUUAACAUGGCUUCCCUCAUUUUUGUGCCUUCCUAUUCCUCCAGAAGAUGGCGUCUGGGGUACAUAUUCAAGGAGUUCCUAUUACUACUCUGAUUAUUCCUUUCCGAAAACAUCAGCACCUAGAAAUCCUUUCCUCCCCAAGCCACAAAAAUGUCCAGACACUGGGCGUACAGUAUGUAAAAGUGUUGAUCAGUAUCCCUUUGACCACAUUUUUGAUGUUGUGAACAAAGUCAAAACAAAGGGUUUUAACUUCAGCUCACUUUUCUUUGAUGAACGGGAAGGAGACGCCGAACCCGCAAUGUUCCCAGACCUUCCAGUUGCUCCUGAAGAGACGCAGAAGCACGACGGUUUCCUUAUCUACCAAACCUCCGUUCAUUACCAGUACAGUAAACCCACUCCGAAGUCUUGGGAUUAUGGACCUCAUACAUAUCCAAGACACACGAAAGUGACUCAUCCUCACCUACUGACGCAGCUCCCAUUUCAUGCCCACCGAGGACUUGUACGAAGAGCAGAAGAUGAAGAACCCGUUUGUGCAAUCAGAUCCACGUUCAUCUCACCUAAAGCAGCCCUCAGCGACAAGUCAGAGUGGAAAUAUAUUGUUAAUGUAGCAGAACGUGAUUCUCGCUUGAGGCAAGUCAUCAGGGUUGACAUUUGUAGCUCUCCUGAUGAAAGUUGUUCUAGCCAAGUCAGCUUGCCCUUUGGUUACACCAGUCGCUGCAAGCAGAAGUACAUCAAGAAGAAGCUUUUGUCUCUUGAUGCUGACGGACAAGGAACUUCAGAGGAGAACUUUUUUGUUCCCUCCUGCUGUGUGUGCCAGAUUUCCAGAAACUCCGAGAAAUAGGACUUGUCUAGUCUUGUUCGUCAUCUGGAUUACGUGUCCCCAAUGGUCUACCUAUG
Molecule: messenger RNA, 980 nt
Organism: Limulus polyphemus (Atlantic horseshoe crab)
Lineage: Eukaryota; Metazoa; Arthropoda; Merostomata; Xiphosura; Limulidae
Exons: 5
Coding region: 49-924 (291 amino acids)
Biological process (GO): regulation of Toll signaling pathway; central nervous system formation; innate immune response
Cellular component (GO): extracellular region
Molecular function (GO): growth factor activity; Toll binding
Source: RefSeq, a predicted model, not a curated record